Messenger RNA from Nothoprocta perdicaria, 3270 nucleotides. It is a transcript of the gene B4GALNT4, whose product is annotated as beta-1,4-N-acetyl-galactosaminyltransferase 4. The record is from RefSeq and is a predicted model, not a curated record. Gene Ontology annotation, molecular function: acetylgalactosaminyltransferase activity. Gene Ontology annotation, cellular component: Golgi cisterna membrane. Bases 1 to 3249 code for a protein of 1082 amino acids. NCBI's taxonomy places the organism in Eukaryota, Metazoa, Chordata, Aves, Tinamiformes, Tinamidae. The transcript is spliced from 20 exons.
AUGCGUGGAGGAGCUGGGCAGGGUCUCACUCCCUUCUCUGUUUCCCGCUCAGAUGGCGAGAGGCCGGGAGAGGCGCCGGAGGCCGCGCGUCGGGCGCCCGCCGCCCCGGCGCGGCCGCGCAGGGCCGAGGACUCCAGCGAGAGCCGCGAGGAGGAGCAGGGUGACGGGCCGGACUCCGACGACUGGUUCUCCAGAGGCCGACGGUCCGAGCGAGCCGCCAGGCACCCCAAACUCAACCUGACCAAGCAGGCGCUGCCCUGGAACGACCAGUACAAGGGGAAGGCCAACCUGCACGUCUUCGAGGACUGGUGCGGAGGGGCGGUGAGGCACCUCCGGAAGAACCUCCACUUCCCGCUCUUCCCUCACGCCCGCACCACGGUGAGGAAGCUGGCUGUGGCACCCAAGUGGAAGAACUACGGGCUGCGGAUCUUCGGCUACAUCCACCCCUUCAARGAUGGGGACUUCCAGUUUUCGGUGGCAUCCGACGACAACUCCGAGUUCUGGCUGAGCUCCGACGAGAGCCCGUCCAACUCGCGCCUGGCGGCGUUUGUGGGCAAGCUGGGCACCGAGUGGACGGCCCCGGGCGAGUUCACCAAGUUCAGCUCCCAGGUCUCCAAGCCGCUGCACCUCAUGUCCUCCAGGCGCUACUACUUUGAGCUGCUCCACAAGCAAGACGACCGAGGUUCGGACCACGUGGAAGUCGGCUGGCGAGUUUUCCUCCCCAGCCUCAAGUUCGAAGUGAUCGACUCCUCCUACAUUUCUCUGUACACAGACGAGUCGUCCCUGAAGAUGAACCACGUGGAGCACAUCCCGCAGACCCUGGCCAGCCACAGCGGGAGCCACCUCUGGGAGGCACAGCAGGACGAGCACGGCGCCGACAUGCUCAAGACGGACCCCAGGGACACCUUCUUCCUCACCCCGGCGAUCGAGGCCUCCCGCGUGGAGAACGUGCUGGUGCCCUGUGCCUACAGCCCCACCUACGUGGUGAAGGACUUCCCCAUCGCCCGCUACCAGGGCCUGCAGUUUGUCUACCUCUCCUUCGUGUACCCCAACGACUUCACUCGCCUCACRCACAUGGAGACGGAGAACAAGUGCUUCUACAGGGAGUCCCCCCUCUACCUGGAGAAGUUCGGUUUCUACAAGUACAUGAAGAUGGAUGAAGAGGAGGAGGAUCCCCGCCGGCGAGCCUUCCUCUUCCUCGGCCCGGACAGCUUCUUGGAUGAAGAGGAGGAGGAGGAAGGAAUUGACAGUCCCGAGCCCACAGAGCCAGCGCCCGCCACUAAGGAGAGGAGCCUUGGGCUGCUGCCAGGAGGCAAAAGCAAGGAGAUCCUGCCRGCUGCUGCGGAUUACGGCGACGACCUGGACUACUACGGCUUUGGCGGCCAGCAGGACCGGGCGCGGGCCGGGACGAGCCCCGCUGAGGAGCAGGGGCUGCCGCCGUCCCCGCAGCAGGGCCCGCGGCGCCCCCUCUCCGAGCCCGCGCUGGGCGGCCGGGCGCAGGCGGCGGCCCCCAGCAAGGCGGCAGCGCCGCAGCGGGACGCGAGGGCGCGCGAGAAGGUCUACGUGACCAGGCUGCAGCCGGGCAAGCGCAAAGCGCCGCCCCAGGAACCCGCCUUCCCCAGCAUCUUCCUCUACCCCAAGCCCCUGAGGAAAGUGCCCCUUCGCUCCCGGAGCCCCCGCAGGCCCCCGGUGCCCUCCAGCAAGCUCCGCACCCUCACUGGCCGCCGGCUGCCCUGGCUGCUGAGCACCAUCCCCAAGGAGAAGGGCACGGCCAAGCGGCGGAGCGCCGGGCGCCAGGGGYGGCCGGACAAGCGGCCGGAGCCGAGGGGUGAGCGGCGGGCGCUGGCCGGCCUCCUGGGGCCUGGAGCCCACGGARCCCACGGGCUCUUCAGCAGGGAGGCACGCGAGGACGCCACGACCAGCCCGGGCAGGACGGCGGCCACUGCCGAUUACAACUCCUCAGAGGCAGCCCCCUUGGGCGCCACGCGGGUGACGUCCUUCCUGAAGAUGUCGGAAACCACAGCGUCGCAGCAGGAGGGAAGGGAGGGCCCGGGAAAGGGCCAGGAAGAAGAGGAGGAGGAGGAGGAGGAGGAGGUGUCGGACUACAGCUACGAGACGGCGGAGCUGCAGCCGAGCUGGCUGGAGGACUCCAUCAACUGGCAGCGGACGUUCAGCGUGGGCGCGGUGGACUUCGAGCUGCUGCGCUCCGACUGGAACGACCUGCGCUGCAACGUGUCCGGCAACCUGCAGCUGAGCGAGAGCGAGGUGGUGGACGUGGUGGCGCAGUACCUGGAGAGGCUCAACGAGAAGAACGGCGGCAUCUACACUCUCCUGCGGAUCAUCAACGUGGAAAAACGGCGGGACACGGCCCGGGGCAACCGCUACCUGCUGGAGCUGGAGCUGGCGGAGCGGGGCCAGCGCACGGUGCGGCUCUCCGAGUACGUUUAUGUCCUCUUGCACCAGGGCAAGCAGGACGACAGCGGCGAGGCCAAGCCUGAGGGGCCAGCGCUGGCCGCCACCGAGCCCCAGCCAAGCGCCUGGAGCGUCCUCUACGGGAAGCCCGUCCUGUGCCAGCCCGUGCACCUCAGCUGGAAGCAGGACGUCAUGGUGCACUUCGUGGUGCCCGUGAAGAACCAGGCGCGCUGGGUGCAGCAGUUCAUCGCGGACAUGGCCGGCCUCUACGGCGCCACCAAGGACGCCAACUUCAACGUCAUCCUCGUGGACUUUGACAGCGAUGACAUGGAUGUGGAGAAGGCKCUGCAGGAGGCCCGGCUGCCCCGGUACCAGUACCUGCGUCGCACGGGCAACUUUGAGCGCUCGUCGGGGCUGCAGGCCGGCGUGGACGCCGUCGAGGACGGGCACAGCAUCGUGUUCCUGUGCGACCUGCACAUCCACUUCCCUGCCAAUAUCCUGGACAGCAUCCGGAAGCACUGCGUGGAGGGCAAGCUGGCCUACGCGCCCAUCGUCAUGCGCCUGGGCUGCGGCAGCUCCCCCCGCGAGCCCAAUGGCUACUGGGAGGUGAACGGCUUCGGCCUCUUCGGCAUCUACAAGUCGGACUUCGACCGCGUCGGAGGGAUGAACACGGAGGAGUUCAGAGACCGCUGGGGCGGGGAGGACUGGGAGCUCCUGGACAGGGUCCUGCAGAGCGGCCUGGAGGUGGAGCGCUUGCGUCUCAGGAACUUCUACCACUACUACCACUCCAAGCGCGGCAUGUGGAACGCGCGCAGCAGGAAAGGCCCCAGGGACUAGCGGCCGGCGCCUGCCGCGAGG